AUGCCACAAUCUUUUCUUUCUUUCUUGGUGAUGUGCUUCAUAAUUUUCUUCGUCUUUCCGGCCAUUGUGGAGUCUCGUUCUCAUGCAAGAGUGUAUGUCGACGCACAAUGUAAAUCAACAAGAUAUCCUGAUAUAUGCGUUCAAACUCUUUUACCUUAUGUAAACAAAAGAGGAUUACCAAGCCCACAACUACAAGCUCAAGUUGCCUUAGCAUCGUGUCUAUCAAAGGCUCGGUUCACAAAGAGCUACAUGAACAUGGUCGCGAAGAAAUUGAAUGAAACCUCGAGUAGUACUCUUGGAGAAAACCAAGCAAUGGAAGAAUGUCUUCGUCAAAUCAACGAUGGGGUGAAACAAAUUACGCAAUCUUUUAAAGAGUUACAACAGAUGGGAAAGGAUGGAGAUGAAAACUUUUUGUGGCACGAGAGUAACGUCCAAACUUGGAUUAGUGCUGCCUUGACGGAUGCCACAACGUGCAUUGAUGGAAUUACGGGGGAUAGAAUUAGUGAUAGCGAAAAGGCUAUGAUUCGGGCUACGAUCUUGAAGGUGAAACAACUUGCUAGCAAUUCUCUUGCAUUGUUUACUCGUUUCACAACCAGAUACCGUGCAUCCCAUGGCAUCAAGAUUCCAUAA
Molecule: messenger RNA, 630 nt
Organism: Erigeron canadensis
Lineage: Eukaryota; Viridiplantae; Streptophyta; Magnoliopsida; Asterales; Asteraceae
Product: pectinesterase inhibitor 9-like
Exons: 1
Coding region: 1-630 (209 amino acids)
Biological process (GO): negative regulation of catalytic activity
Molecular function (GO): enzyme inhibitor activity
Source: RefSeq, a predicted model, not a curated record